Achroia grisella is the source of this 492-nucleotide messenger RNA. RefSeq lists its product as uncharacterized. The record is from RefSeq and is a predicted model, not a curated record. NCBI's taxonomy places the organism in Eukaryota, Metazoa, Arthropoda, Insecta, Lepidoptera, Pyralidae. The transcript has 2 exons. The coding region runs from base 1 to 492 and encodes 163 amino acids.
AUGGAAUCACUUACUCCAUUGCUGCUACUGAUCAUCAGCGCGUGGUCGCACGGCGAACAUCUGAGCGUGGCAAUCCAGCGUCGCAGCAGCCCGUUCGGCGUGUACGCGAGCGAAUUCGCCGACGAGUACGAGCCCAUCGCGUUCGCUGCCAUCCCGCUGCAUUCGCCGCUACCUGUCCUCCACAUCUUAUCCCCAGCGCCGCUCAGAAUGCCCCUGUACAAGCAUCACCGAGCGCCAGCCAACAAACCUUUACCACCACCUCACCAGCACGUUUACGCGUCUUCAAUGAACCAUCAGAUUUAUGCCACACCUCUCCCAGAAAGAGAUGAGGGGUUUCUAACCCCGGAGACGAUAUUGUACGCGCGGCCCAAUCCCAACGGUGGAUACACCUACCGCCGACGACCUGUCCAUAAAAGAAACGCGCCCAAGAACAAUACCCUGAAGGAGCCGGUUAUCAUCAGGGUGCAUAAAUACAGAAUUAUCAGAGAUUAA